Macrosiphum euphorbiae (potato aphid) is the source of this 1524-nucleotide messenger RNA. The record is from the annotation of a GenBank genome assembly. Lineage: Eukaryota; Metazoa; Arthropoda; Insecta; Hemiptera; Aphididae.
AUGAAACGUUUAAGAUUGGAAAAGCCAUAUGGUACAAAUGUUGUUAUAAAAAAAGUAGAAUGUACUAAUCAUUUACUACGUAACUACAUAAAUCGUCUUAGAGAUAUAAGUGGGAAAAGAAAAAAUGAUAAAGGAGAUGUCAUACCUGGUUGUUAUCGGAAAGUCGUUCAUGAUCGCUUACUUAGGCUUCGGUAUGCUGUCACUGAAGCGAUAAAAUAUAGAAGACUUGAACAAACAGACCGCACAUAUGAAGCAACACUGACUUUACUCAAAGCAGAUAUAACAAACGGACCUAGUCAUGUUUUCGGAGACCACACUAAAUGCCAAUCGUAUUUUUGUGAGGGUCAAAAGAAAGGAGAAGAAAACAUCGUACCCGAUUUGAAAAUCUUUGGUGUUUGGGAUGAUAUUUGUAGAGCCCGAAAUCUUCUAACUUAUCAUACCGAAAGUUUAAUGUAUGGAUAUAAUAACAAUUCAGCUGAACUUUAUAAUUCAAUUUUAACCAAAUAUGUCGGAGGGAAACGUGUACAUUUUUCAUUGAAAGGGUCUUAUCAACUAAGGUGUAGCGCAGCAGUCACUGCAUAUAAUUCAGGACCAAACCGUCUUUCGUUGUUUAACAAACAUGUAACAAAUAAAAGCCCAGGGAGAUUUACAAAAAUGUAUAUUAAAAGGCAUAUAGUAAGAGCUGAAACUCGAAAACGACGGCGAUGUCUUUUUAGUGGACCAAAAAAUAGAAAAAAAUGUACAACAAUAAGAGGACCAGAUGAAAACUAUGGAAAUGUGUCUCAUGACCCACUUUCUGAACUUACUGAUGUUGAAAUCCAACAGUUAAAAAAUAAGUUCAUGGAAAAUUUAAAAUUAACUGAAAAACAAAUUAUAGACUUAGAAAUGAAUACUAAAAGACAACAUCAAUGUGAUGAAUGGCAUUUGGAGCGAAAAAAAAGACUCACUGCUUCAGUGUUUGGUAAAUUAUGUAAAAUGCGCCAAACCACGUCUCGCGAAAAGGUAAUAAAAGAAAUGUUUUAUGGGACUUUUAGUGGUAAUGCUGCUACGCGAUAUGGAAUUGCACACGAAGAUAUGGCUAAAGAAGAGUUGGAAAAAAUAAUUGGAAAAAAAAUUGAAAGUGCAGGUUUAUUUGUAGAUGCAAAUUUACAAUUUUUAGCGGCGUCUCCCGAUGGACUAAUAGACAAUGAUAGUCUCGUCGAAAUUAAAUGUCCAGCGUCUGCUAAGAGUUUUACUCCAGAAGAAGGAAUUUUAAUGAAAAAAAUAAAAAGUUGCACUAUUGAAAACGGUCAACUACAUCUAAAAAGAAAUGAUAGUUACUUUUAUCAAGUCCAGGGUCAACUGCACAUAACACGCAAAAUGUUUUGUUAUUUUUGUAUCUGGACACCUAAAGGUUUGAUGUAUGAAAAAAUUGAAAAAGACGAUGAUUUCUGGGAUAAAAAUAUGAAGUCUCAACUAACAACGUUUUUUACAGAAUACUUUUUAUCUGAAGUUUUAAAAGACAGUCUUAUAUUGAAUGAAUAA